Molecule: messenger RNA, 1445 nt
Organism: Diprion similis
Lineage: Eukaryota; Metazoa; Arthropoda; Insecta; Hymenoptera; Diprionidae
Product: fez family zinc finger protein erm-like
Exons: 2
Coding region: 59-1213 (384 amino acids)
Source: RefSeq, a predicted model, not a curated record
AGAGAGAGCAAGCGAAUUCCUGCAAACGAUCUAACAUCACUGAAUAUUAAAAUUGGCGAUGCAACCUUUUGCGAGCGGAACGAUGGCGACGGAGAAUCCAACGAGUCUGCCAGCGGACCAGGCGACCUCACCAGCGCCGAGGAACCUGACAUUUUCAAUCGCAAAGAUCAUGGAACCGGACAAGAAGCCAACCUCAGAGCCGUCUCACCCCCAGCACCUGCCGACGGCUGGUCUGCCGUCACUGUCUUAUUCGGCGCACUUAGAAUCAGCCUUCAAGAAAUACGUGCCGACACUAAGGCACCAGAACCUGCUCCAGCACUACCCCCUUCUUUACUACCACCCGAGUCCAUUGCUCAGGGCUUUUCCAGCGCCGUCGGUGACCGGCGGAUCAACGCCGUCAACGCCGUCGGCGAUAAGGAGCCAAACGCCGCCACCACCGGUUACGGAAUCCUCCAGGAUACCGUCGUCAGCCUCGUCUCCGGAGGACGUAAUGAGAAAGAAGACCUCAUCGUCGCCGCGUGAGGUAAAUUCAGGAACCAAACAGAAGACCUUCACGUGUCCCGAGUGCGGUAAGGUGUUCAACGCUCACUACAACCUUACGAGACACAUGCCGGUCCACACGGGAGCCAGACCAUUUGUCUGUAAGAUAUGCGGCAAGGGUUUCCGCCAGGCGAGUACCCUCUGCAGACACAAGAUAAUCCACACCGCGGAAAAGCCGCACAAAUGUCAGACGUGCGGAAAGGCGUUUAACAGGAGUUCGACCCUGAACACGCACACGAGAAUUCACGCCAACUACAAACCGUUCAUAUGCGAAUUUUGCGGCAAGGGUUUCCACCAGAAGGGUAAUUACAAGAAUCACAAGCUGACGCACAGCGGCGAAAAGGCGUACAAGUGCACGAUUUGCAACAAGGCUUUUCACCAGAUUUACAACCUGACGUUCCACAUGCAUACCCACAACGACAAAAAGCCAUUCUCCUGCAAGAUAUGCGGCAAGGGUUUCUGCCGGAACUUUGACCUGAAGAAGCACAUGCGGAAGCUACACGAAACCGGGUCCCCGGUUCUAAACGUCGGUCUCGGGGCCUCGGGACAAAGUCAGAACCAGCAGACGCCAUUUUCGCAAAUUCAUCACGGCCCCGUCAGCCACAAUUAUGUUAAUCCAUUCCUCCUGCCACCGCCAGGCAGUACGACCUAUCAUCUAAACAAGAUGUUGUGACCCAAUCAAAACGCGUUCUGCACGCGAAAGACUGCCUGCCCUCCUCUGAUCAUCGGACCUCCAUCCUGCUACCAAAAUCACUCCGGACAACUAGCCCAGGCGUCAAAGUGAUAAAUAAAUCUUGACAACCGGACGUGUGUUUUCAAAUCUCAUAUACACUAACCAUAGCAUACCUACAUCACCACAACGAAUACAGCGACGAUCGUUUUACUCGUUACACAAGCUUUAGCAA